Messenger RNA from Fusarium mangiferae, 1590 nucleotides. RefSeq lists its product as uncharacterized. Gene Ontology annotation, molecular function: zinc ion binding. The record is from RefSeq and is a predicted model, not a curated record. NCBI's taxonomy places the organism in Eukaryota, Fungi, Ascomycota, Sordariomycetes, Hypocreales, Nectriaceae. The transcript has a single exon. Bases 1 to 1590 code for a protein of 529 amino acids.
AUGGCCACAACUCCUCCUCCCGCAGCGGCUACAACCCUCCGAGACUCGAGACAGCCGACUCCUACUUCUCCUGUCGCUCCUACGCCGACUGCUGCUGUUCCUGUUCUUCUGACGUCUGCGUCCGAAUCGAGCGAUGAUGGAAUUCGUUUGAGUCCGGCCGCUGCUCGCCGCUUCGCUCGCCGCAACCUUCGCCGCACAUCUCCAACUCCCGACCUCGUCACUAGUCUCGUUCGGCCGCCCUCGCCAGAUACUUUCUACGUUGGAGCGCAAGUCUCGCAGCAGGUUAGACAAGAUAUCAGAGCCAGAAUUGAUCCCUCAUACUCGGGUUUUUUGAUACCAAAUGUUAACUCGGAUCGUCGAACCGGACCCCUCCUGCCUCCACAUCUAUCCUCCCUCGGAAUACCCAAACGAUAUGGCGGCAACUGCAUCUUCGAUAUGUAUUCUUUGACAUAUGUCGAUGAACCAGAUGCCAAUCUACUCUGUCCUAUCUGUCAUGAUCCGCUGGUGGAUCCAGUUACAACUCCCUGCGAUCAUACAUUCUGCUAUCGAUGCUUGCGACAGAGCAUCGAUUCUGGUCCUUCCGGAACGGCCUGUCCCAUUGACCGAGAGCCUCUUGCCUGGCCUAACUGCUUCAGCGCACCACGGCUCAUUCGCACUCAGCUUAAUAGUCUCAAAGUCAAGUGUCCUUACCAUGCACGAGGCUGCAAAUCGGAAGUUCGUCGGGAGGUAGUCGAAACACAUGCUACGACGGAAUGCCGGUUCAAGGACUUCACCUGCCCCGGCGCUGAUUGUGACAAGAGAUUACGCUCCAAACCCGAAGAUGAUACUUGCCCACACAAGGAAGAUAAAUGUUUACACUGCAAAGUGACAAUCGAGGCCACUGAUCGCGAACUGCAUUUGUUGUCAUGUCCGAACAGCAAAACUCGCUGUGAGACAUGCUGGAAGCUCGUAUAUCGCAGCCAGAUCAAGGACCACGAUGAAUUAGAAUGCGAAGGUGCUGUUAUCAACUGUCCUUAUAGCGAGUUUGGUUGUCCAGCUCGUGCGAUGCGCGGGCAAAUGGAUGCUCAUACUCUGGCUUGCGCAUUCCACCCAGACACACCGUCAGGCAUGAUAAUUCGCUCACAACGAGAAAUUAUCGAUUCCUACACCAACCUCGGCCAACAAGUCCAGCAACUCCAGACUCGCCAGGAUGAAACAAAUCAACGCAUCACAGAAUUUAACUCAUCUCUCAGUCGCCGGGGCGUGGGCGAAUCGGUAAUGGGUGACAACCGCACAAUUCAAGACCUCGACGCUGGUUUCGAAGAAGUUCACCAGAACCUGACACACCUCGAGGCACGGCAGAGUAUGUGGACUAUCAACCAAAUCAUGCCCAUCCGCGAGGAGGUAACUGAACUGCGAAACAAUAUUAACAUGAUUCGAAUGCAUGUUAACUGGCUCCUGAACCGAAGCCGCGAAGAAGGCCGCAUAAGAGCGGCCGCGAGCUCUGGAUCCACGGCGACUUUGCAGAGGGACAGGUCGGUAGAAGGCCCUCGUCUCGCAGAACGUCGUCGGUCAGCUAGUGUCGAAGGAACAGAUUUGCCCCGUCUGUGA